Maudiozyma barnettii is the source of this 1812-nucleotide messenger RNA. Its product is annotated as nucleobase cation symporter-1 family protein. The record is from RefSeq and is a predicted model, not a curated record. Bases 1 to 1812 code for a protein of 603 amino acids. The transcript has a single exon. Gene Ontology annotation, cellular component: plasma membrane. Gene Ontology annotation, biological process: transmembrane transport; nucleobase transport. NCBI's taxonomy places the organism in Eukaryota, Fungi, Ascomycota, Saccharomycetes, Saccharomycetales, Saccharomycetaceae. Gene Ontology annotation, molecular function: nucleobase transmembrane transporter activity.
AUGAGUUUCCAAAGAGCCCUUAAAGCUCUUGAAAUUCCUGUUAAUGAUAGACAAACUUUAAAUUUCUUACAGAAUCCGGAUUUAUUACCUAUAAAGAGAGAAAAUCAAACAUGGGGGUUCUGGUCAAAUUUUGCAUAUUGGGGUGUUAUCUCCUUCUCUGUAGGUACUUGGAUUAGUGCCUCAUCUGCUCUAGACGUAGGUUUAAGUUAUCCAGAGACUAUUGGGACUUACAUUGUUGGUGAUGCUUUAACAAUUGUAUUCACUUUAGCUAAUUCUUAUCCGGGUCAUGACUGGAAAGUCGGUUUUACUUUGACCCAAAGAUUCGUUUUUGGGGUUUAUGGUUCUACAUUUGGUAUCUUAAUUAGAGUGUUACUAAGUAUUGUUAAUUACGGUUCCAACGCAUGGUUAGGUGGCCUAAGUAUAAAUUUGAUUUUAGAUUCAUGGUCUCAUCAUUAUUUAACUUUACCAAAUACUUUAUCCUCUCAUGUAGCAAUGACUACAAAGGAAGUCAUUGGAUUCAUGAUUUUCCACGUAUUGACUUGUUUCUGUUACUUAAUGAAACCACACCAAAGUAAUUAUUUUUUGAUUAUUUCAUGUACUGCAACUUUUUUCGCAAUGCUUGGUAUGAUCAUCUAUUUGACAAAAGAAAACCAUGGUGUUGGCGAUUUAUUCACAUCAACAGCUGGUACCGCAACAGGUUCUACCAAAGCUUGGGCUUGGGUGUACAUGAUUUCUUAUUGGUUCGGUUCUGUGUCUCCAGGUUCUGUCAAUCAAAGUGAUUACUCAAGAUUUGGUUCUUCAAAGACUGCUAUUUGGUUAGGUACAAUUUGUGCUCUUUUGAUUCCAACUACUUUGAUCCCUGUCUUUGGUGUCAUCGGUGCCUCUACAUCUCAAUCCUUAUACGGUUCUCAAUUUUGGAUGCCAUUUGAUUUCUUCGACCAUUGGUUAAACGCCAACUAUUCUGCUGGUGGGCGUGCAGGUGCAUUCUUCUGUGGUGUCGCGUUUACUCUGUCUCAAAUGGCUUACACCAUCUCUAACUCAGGUUUUGCUAGUGGUAUGGAUUUGGCAGGUGUCUUCCCUAAAUAUAUUAACAUUAAGAGAGGUGCUCUAUUGACUGCUGCUUUAUCGUUUGCUUGUUUACCAUGGAAUUUCUACAAUUCGUCUUCUAUUUUCUUGACUGUAAUGAGUUCAUUCGGUGUCAUUGUGACUCCAUUGAUAUCUGUCAUGAUCUGUGAUAAUUUCAUCAUCAGAAAGAGAAACUACUCUGUGUCUCAAGCCUUUGUCGCUGAAGGUGAGUACUAUUUCAACAAAGGUUUUAACUGGAGAGCAAUGGUUGCUUGGGUGGUAGGAAUGGCUCCUGGUCUACCAGGUAUUGCAUGGCAAGUCAACAACAGUUACUUCACCAACAAAGGUAUUGUUAACUUCUAUUACGGUGAUUCAUUCUUCUCCUUCGUCAUCUCUUUCUUCUUAUAUUGGGCACUUUGCAUCUUCUUCCCAUUCAAGAUUGAUAUCUUGCAUGAUGGUAAGGAUUAUUAUGGUGCUUUCACUGCAGAGGAAGCUCUCAAAAAGGGUAUGGUUCCAUACGAAGAAGUUGAACAAUAUGAACGUGAUGCUUAUAAUAUCGAAGGUGACUUGUCAUAUACUAGAGUUGAGGAAGUAUCAUCAGUCGAUUCCAAUGAAGGUGGCUUAGAAAAGAAAACACCUGUCGUAUUGACUACAGUGGAGACCGAAGGUACUCUAGGAAAGACUAGUAGUUCUAGUGAUAGUGCUGCUUCAUUGAAUCAGGUUAAUGUUUCUUCGAAACAAGAGUAG